AUGGCCACCUCGUCCACCUACAGCCCGACUGGGUCGAACGCUUCCGCGAGCCUCUCCUGGCAAGAGCGCCUUGAAGAGGCCUGCCGUCAAGCCAAACUACUGCCGCCCGUCUUCCAACUCGUUUCGGAUCGCCGCGGUGGCCGUACUGCAUGGUCGAGCCGGGUCAUCGUCCACGGCAAGACGGUGGAAGCCAGGUAUUGGUAUGACGGCAAGAACCUCAACAAUGCCAGAGAGGAUGCCGCUGAAUGCGCAGUCACCUGGCUUGGCGUUGCUAGCACCACUUCGACCAGUCAAUCUUGGAAUUCAUGGUGA
Hirsutella rhossiliensis is the source of this 312-nucleotide messenger RNA. RefSeq lists its product as uncharacterized. Lineage: Eukaryota; Fungi; Ascomycota; Sordariomycetes; Hypocreales; Ophiocordycipitaceae. The record is from RefSeq and is a predicted model, not a curated record. The transcript is spliced from 3 exons. The coding region runs from base 1 to 312 and encodes 103 amino acids.